Messenger RNA from Porites evermanni, 606 nucleotides. NCBI's taxonomy places the organism in Eukaryota, Metazoa, Cnidaria, Anthozoa, Scleractinia, Poritidae. The record is from the annotation of a GenBank genome assembly.
AUGGCUGAUGGAAAAGAAGUUGCAUCUCCCCGAAUCUUCGUCUUGAGUGGAAAACGAAAAUCGGGAAAAGAUUUUAUUGCAGGCAAACUAAAAUACGCCUUUGGUUGUGACAAAUGUAAUAUUAUCAGACUCUCCGGUCCUUUGAAACGUGAAUAUGCGAAACAAAACGGACUGGAUUUUGAUCGACUGAUGGAUUCUACGACUUACAAGGAACUAUACCGUCAGAAAAUGAUUGGAUGGGGAGAGGAGAAAAGAAACGCUGACUCAUAUUACUUUUGCAGAUUAGCAGUAGAAAUGAUUCUCGCUGAAAAUUGUGGCGAAACUCUUUCUCUUCCCAAACCAGUGUGGAUAAUAUCUGACGCACGGAGAAAAACCGAUGUACGUUACUUCAAAGAAAAUUACGACAAAGUUGUAAGUGUGCGGAUAAAUGCUUCAGAGGAGACAAGAAGAUCAAGAGGUUGGGUAUUUACACCCGGUGUGGAUGACGCUGAGUCUGAAUGUGGACUUGAUAAUGAGAUAUUUGAUGUUGUGAUUCAAAAUGAUGGCGAUGAACAGCAACUGGAAAAAAAUCUUAACUAUCUAAGAACCUAUGCUUGUUCUUCCUAA